Messenger RNA from Ceratitis capitata (Mediterranean fruit fly), 2165 nucleotides. Its product is annotated as U3 small nucleolar ribonucleoprotein protein MPP10. The transcript is spliced from 3 exons. Gene Ontology annotation, cellular component: Mpp10 complex; small-subunit processome; sno(s)RNA-containing ribonucleoprotein complex. NCBI's taxonomy places the organism in Eukaryota, Metazoa, Arthropoda, Insecta, Diptera, Tephritidae. Gene Ontology annotation, biological process: rRNA processing. Bases 102 to 2108 code for a protein of 668 amino acids. The record is from RefSeq and is a predicted model, not a curated record.
AAUGGAUUUUCACGAAGAAGAAGUUUUAUUUACAUCGUUCUCCUCCCGUAAAUAAUUUAUUGGCUAAUUUAGAAAAUUAAAUUAAUUAAAUUCAUUGCAAUAUGAGUGGCGAUGCAAGUAAUAAACUUCAAGAAAAUCAAGUGUUAAAUGAAAUCACUAAGGAUUUUAAAGAAAUCACAGAAGAUCCAACGCAAUUCUUGCUAGUUGUGCCUCCUAAGAAACAGGAAGACAUAAAAUCUUUACUACAAAAAACAUACAAGGCAUGUAUAGAAAAUGAUGAAAAUAAUAAGAAGUCGCCAGAAAUACUGCCUGAAUUGAUUGUGGAGGAUAUGGAUGAAGAACAAAUUUGGCAACAGUUAGAGCUGCGCAACAAUAGUAUUAUAAAUGUCUUACUUGAAAAUACCUCCAAGCUAUUGUCAAUACGUGAAGAAAAACUGGAAGUGCGUUUGGAUGAAAAAGAGAAUCAAAAUGGAGAAGAGGCAUCCGGUGACAGUGAUGACGACUCUGAAGAGGAUAACAUGGAACACGAAGCAUUCGACGAAGAAGACGAGGGUGAUGAGGAGCAGGAAGAAGACCUUUUUCAAGAACCGAAAGAGAUUAAAAAGAAGGGAAAAAAGAUGCGAUCUUCUGUGGUUGACGAUAAAUUUUUCAAGUUGAGCGAAAUGGAAUCGUUCUUAGAAGAGGAAGAUGCGAAAGAGAUGCGGCGUAAUAAAAGAAAGGCUGAUGAUUCGGCCGAGGCUACAUUUGAUUACUUUGCAGAAGACUUAGGUGUUGAGGAUGAAGACGGGGAGGAGGAGGAUGAAAAUCCGACCUAUAAAGAAUUUUUCGAUGAUGAAGACGGAGAAGAAGAGCAAAAGACAGAAAAAACUGUUGAAAAAGCGCCGAAAAAACAAAAAGACCAUUUUAAAGAUGAGUCGAGUGACGAAGAAUUGGAUAUGGAUGAGUAUGACCAAGAUGAUUCAGAAGGUGAAGAUAAAGAUAAGGAUGAAGAUAACGAGCAUGAAACAAAUGAAAAUAAAAUUAGUAAUGACAACACCACCCAGGAUGCCUUACAACCCGCUUCUUCUGGCUCAGAUGAUACCGAAGAUGAACAGGAUGAAAAAGUAGACGAACCACAAUCUUCAUAUGAAAUACGUCAAGCACGCUUACAACAACGUAUACGCGAAUACGAAGGAGAAGUACUAGGCGAAAAGCCAUGGCAAUUACGUGGUGAAGUACAUGCUAACAGUAGACCAGCAAAUUCACUGCUCGAAGAGCUGCUUGAAUUCGAGUCCACCGUGCGUCCAGCACCCAUUAUCACUGAACAAACCACACGUUGCCUGGAAGACAUAAUAAAGCAACGCAUCAAGGAUCAAGCAUGGGAUGAUCCAGUGAUCAUGUUAAAACCAGAGCCAUCACCACAUGAAUUCCGCAAACAACUGAUACUAGAACAAGAGAAAUCUAAAGAGUCACUAGCACAAGUCUACGAAAAGGAAUAUCAAAAGGAAUUAGAUAAACUGGAUCCAAACCGCGCUGAUGCGUCAGAGGAAGAGCCAAAGGAGCACAAAGAAAUUAAGCAACUAAUGCGCACGUUAUUCGUUAAAUUAGAUGCGCUAUCCAACUUCCACUUUACGCCUAAACCUGUGGCGGCCGAAGCUAGAAUUAUAACCAAUACACCAGCGGUGAAUAUGGAAGAAGUAGCGCCGGUUGCUGUUAGUGAUGCCAAAUUAUUGGCACCAGAGGAAGUUUAUCGUGGACCGAAGCAUGAAUUGGUCGGUAAAACGGAACGCGAUCGUACGGAUAAGAAUCGGGAACGACGUAAGAAGAAGCAAAAACAACGUGUUAUCAAUCGCCUGUUGGACGAGAAGAGCAAGAAGAAACAGGAGUUGGGCAUAGCGCCAACGAAGAAAGAGGAAAAUGCCAAACUACUAAAGUCGCUGACCAAACAUCGCAAUGUCGAAAAGUUAAAUACAACCAGCGACGAUCAACGUGCACUGAAAUCAUCCAAGUCGUUCUUCUCCAAACUGCAAGAUACUACCAGCGUUGCGGGACAAGCUGCCACAGCGGCGAAAGCCAAAAAGCACAAAUCUACUGGGAAAACGAUUACAGCGAAAAGAGUGAAACUGUAAUAUUGUAUUGUUGUAGACUUUUAUUAGUAAUAAAAAGUUUAUUUUAUUAUAUUACAA